This is a messenger RNA of Bacillus rossius redtenbacheri, 3732 nucleotides long. It is a transcript of the gene Ada2a, whose product is annotated as transcriptional adapter 2-alpha. Bases 175 to 1512 code for a protein of 445 amino acids. The transcript has 2 exons. Gene Ontology annotation, biological process: regulation of transcription by RNA polymerase II; chromatin remodeling. The record is from RefSeq and is a predicted model, not a curated record. Gene Ontology annotation, molecular function: chromatin binding; protein binding; transcription coactivator activity. Gene Ontology annotation, cellular component: SAGA-type complex; nucleus. Lineage: Eukaryota; Metazoa; Arthropoda; Insecta; Phasmatodea; Bacillidae.
UGUCACCAUGGAGGUAAUAGUCACAUUUCGUAGUCCUUGCAUUUCUUUGUUUGAUUUUCAUUUGAAUGGUUUCUUUCAUUUCUCUAUGGUGUAAUUUUAUAUACAUCGUGUAAAUGGAGGGGUUUAGUUUACAAUGAUUUAGUUUGUUUACUUGUGAAGUUCAACGUUGGAAAUAUGUCUAACUUGAACCCAACUGAUCUCAUUGAUGAAGACGCUGCGGAUUUACAGUUUCCUAAAGGCAUCGCGUGGGCGGAAGAGUCCGGUGGCGCGGCAGGCCCUGACAUGUGUUUGACGUGCAGAACCGUGCUGAGGGAACCGUACAUCCGCUGCGCGGAGUGCGCGGGGGGUGUGGGCGUGUGUGUCGAGUGCUUCUCGCGCGGGGCGGAGCUGCCUCCGCACGAGAACAGCCACGCCUACAGCGUGGUGAGGAACGAGUUCCCGCUGUUCGAGGACCGUGCGUGGAGGGCGUGCGAGGAGCUGCGGCUGCUGGACGUGGUGCUGGACUGCGGCUUCGGCAACUGGUCGGAGGUGGCACGGCGCGUCCCGGGCCACUCGCGCAAGGACUGCGAGGAGCACUUCCUGUCCACAUACGUAGAGAACCCGGAGCUCGGCACGCCCGGCCCGGAGCGGUGCACCGCAGCAGAGCCCCCGGCUGCGUGGUACUGCCAGAGCUUGGCCGGCUACAACGCACGGCGCGGGGACUUCGACAUGGAGUACGACGAGCACGCGGAGCUGGCCGUGGCGCAGAUAGACGCGCGCGCGUGCGAGCCGGACGACCCGGACUACGAGCUGUGUCGCGCGCUGCAAGUGGAGCUGGUGGACGGCUACAACGGCCGGCUGAGGGAGCGCCGGCGACGCAGGGAGAUAAUCCGCGAGCACGGCCUGGUGUUGACUCGCAGGACUGUCUCCUGGCUGCAGCGCUACGAGGGCACGGUCCCCCGGAGAGCCGUGGAGCGCCUCGUGCUGUGCAUGCAGCUGACGAGCGGCCAGGACCUGGACUACGUGAUGGAGGGACUGCACCGCGCAGGGGAGCUGCGCCAGUGCAUCCUGCGCCUGCAGGCACUGCGCGAGAACGGCCUCACUCGCUUCCACAGUUGCCGCCUGUACCACCGGCUGAAGUGGCUGCGCGAUGCCCAGCGCAAGGAGCGGCGCGCGUACACGUCCGACCCCGCGCUGUGCUGGCGCGGCCUGCGCGACGCGGCUCCCCACGACGGCACCUUGGACAGGCUGCCGCCCGUCGGCGUGCUGAGGCGAGCCGCCCAGCCGCUCGAGAUCGUGGGGCUGCCCGGCUACGAGUGCCUGACGUCCGCGGAGCGCGAUCUGUGCUCCAACACGCGUCUCGUGCCCGAGUCGUAUCUCGAAUUCAAGAGGAUCCUGGUCUCGGAGUGCAAGCGACAGCAUGGCUUGAAGCUGGCCCAGGCGCGCGUGCUCAUCAAGAUUGACGUGAACAAGACGAGGAAGCUGUUUGACUUCCUGCAGCAGGAGGGCUACAUCACCCUGCCCCGCUCCUGACUGGGUGACGACACGGCGCGGCCUCUCCGUCUGUGAGAGCGUCACCUCACGUCAGGAGCUCUCGUAUCCGUUCAGGGACAGUGCAGUCGUGACUGAGCAGAGUCAGCAAGAUAUUGGUGGCAUCCAAGUUGUUUUGUUACGACAACCACUGUGAAUUACUUACUAUGUUAUUAGCUUUGCCUCAGUUUUACCUAGUAGAGUACUACCAGUAAGAGUUAUGCUCGAUUGGCAUUUCAGUUUAAAAUAAUUAAUGUUUUUCAAAAUGUUCAGUGUGAAAUGCUUUUUUUUUUGUCGGUUCAUAUUGUAUAUUUCUACUAAAAGUAUAUGCAAAUAUUGUCAUUAGUUGUGUGUAUGUUUUGUAUAACCAACACUCUUGGCUAUACAGAGUAUUAUGGAUACAAAUAACUACUAAAAAAAACAUGACUUGACAUGACUUACGAUUAGUCGUGUGGCAACUUUAGGAAGCAACCAGAUGUAAAGUAUCAUCAUUAAAUGCUGCAUCCUUCAAAAGGAAUUGUAUGUGUUUAAUACUGAUCACUGUUUAUUGUAUAUUUUUUUGAAGUAACUAACUUUAAUUUCUGCUGUUGAUUUAUGCUACACAGUUAUUUUCAAUAAAUACUUGGUGCUUAGUGUUGCUAAAUGUAUUUAACAUAUUAUGUAAAUAAAAUAUUUUAAUUAAACAUAAUGUUAGAUAGGUUCUUAUAUUAUACCUUCUUAUAAGUUUCCUAUCAAGUAACAAAGAAACUAAUAUCUGAAUUGAGUACGGUUAUUCAGAUUGUGAGGUGUGUGUACCUAGGCAAAUUUUUCAUUUAAUGUUAUAAAACUAGACUCCAAAAGCCUGUGUUAAAUUUGAGUUGAAUAUCUACUCUGUGCAUAUACUUAUACGUGUAUUGUCAUGUUAAAACUGAAAUUCUGCAGUUAUUUUUCUAAUCAUAGGUAGUUUUUAUAAUCAAAUAAAAAUAUUAAACAUUUGCUAGUAAAAAUUUUGCCUCUAAUAUAUACAGCCAUUUAGAGAAAACUUUUUAAAGUGAUACUUUUUUACACACGUUAGCAUAAGGGACUCAAUGAGUAAUCUGAGCAUGAUGUAAAUUAAAAUGCUCAGGAGUGGGGUGUUCGAUGAGGGAGAGGCAGAGAGAGGAUAAUGAAUAAAGCAGAGAGUCGGACAAAUGAUAGGGGCCACUUGCUGUCAGGUAAGUAAAAUCCUAGCAAAACUGUGUAGGUUAACUAUGUAGAUAAAUUUUUUAUUUUGCAUCAAGUCAACGACUGUCUAUGAAUCAUUGUAGGUUUUUCAUUGCCAUGUAUACAGCACAUAACUUGUGCACUUCUUUUCUUGUACACUUGCAGUUUUGCACGCCUUGUAAUUCCAUACUUGCAUAUCCAUAUAUCUGUGAAGUUUUCACUUAUGACAAGUGUGGUGACAGUGCAGUCAUUAUAUUAAAACAUACUGUAACCAGUGGCAGGUGCAGGGGGGGGGGGGGGGAUAUAUCCCCCACCCCCCAAAAUUAUGAAAAAAUUCUCAAAGUAUCGGUGAAGAUAGUAUGUUACUAUGUGAGAAGCUACAUUACCUGCGGCUCUUACUGUAUGCCCUUAUGUUAAUUUUUUAGUGUCAAUAGUAACGUAAUUUUUUGUAUACGAAUAUGUAAUCAAAUUUAAUUUUUUCAGUUUUUUUUCUUUAAAAUCCUUCCCCUGAAAAAAUUUAUAUGUCCGACACCAACGAUAACAUUUGUAAAAGUUGUGCUACAUAUAGUAGUUACUAUAAGGCAUUUAAAAGAUCAAAAGUACGUAGUUAGAUCUUAAGUUAAUUUUGUUCUAGUAAAAUCAGUUUUCCCGUCAUAUCCAAAAUCUUAUUUUAAAUUGACUAAACGAUUUCUACAACUAUUUAAGGUGUGAUGCAAUUAGAGUUUUACGUUGUAAAAGCUUGUAGCUUAUAUGGUGGGAAGUCUAAGAUCUCCACGUCUUCAGUUCGACACCCAAAAUAUCAUGUCCGUGCAACUUGUGAGUUUUGUGUUUAGAAAGAAAAAAAUUUAUUUCAUGGUGAUAAUGUGACAUUCAUUCAUUCAUUUAUUCAUUCAUUCAUUUCUUCAUUCGUUCGCCCAUCCAUUAAUUUUAGUUACAAUCAUUUAUACUUGCGAAGUGAACAAUUAAGGUCAAUAGAGAUUGCGAAGUUCAGGUGUGUAGCUGAGGAUGAGUGAAUCUAAGUCUGCUGUUAUUUUAUGAUCU